AUGUCUUUCCACGGAAACUCUGUCCUUGAUCGCUUCCUGGCCUCGCUCGCUGAGAUAGUCAGGGACCGCGAUGGCGCCAAAUUACAAGACUUUCUGCAGAUCGAACCCCCUUUACCGGACGUGUACGGACAAAUGGUGGACGAGUUGCGGCAACAGUACCCUAAUGCGUCGCCAAAAGAGGCGGACCUGCAACGGCGUUGCGAAGGUUUAGUACCUAAGUCUGCCGGAGGUAGCUCAUGGACUGCUUUUCCAACUUUUAUGAAGCUCUACUUCUGUUUCCUACGAGACGUGAAUGUUGAGAACUUGCUUGAGACGUACAAUAUGCUCAAGGCGCUGCUGAACCAAUGCGUAAUAGCACUCGGUGACAGCCAAUUCGGAAUCGUCGUCUUGCCUACUGUACUCUACCUAUCGAAGGUACUAGCGAAGCUGGCUAUGGGCCUGGAUCGCCGACCUGAGCUGGUUGCGCACUUGUUGAGACUUGAGAGUGGCCCCGACCAAGAAGAAAGUACGGAGAAGGUCACAUUGGUGGAGAAGUCUGCGAAUGUAGUACGCGAAGCAUUUAUCAAAUGCCUCACGGAUCGCAGUGGAACGCCUGGGGUGCACGGAAAACCCGAGGGUAAACGGGUUGGGAUUUAUCUGAUGGCCAAUUUGUGCUUAAAGCUACUUUUUCAGUGCGGUAAACUGAGGAACGCAGAGCAGAUGUUCGCAAGCAUCACUGCGCAGUCUCCACCUCUGAGAUACUUUCCUGCGUCCCAGAGGGUCACGUACCUUUACUAUCUUGGACGUUAUCUGUUCUCCAACAACCUAUUCUUCCCAGCCCAAAUCGCACUGCAAGCCGCCUAUGACCAGUGCCAUCGCGAAGCGAUAAAUCAGAAGCGGCUUAUCCUCACAUACCUCAUCUCUUGCAACAUCAUACUCGGACGUUUUCCUUCAGUGCACCUUCUACAGCGACCAGAGUCGCAGGGACUGGCUGAUAAGUUCGUUCCACUCUGUCAACUUAUUGUCCGCGGGGAUUACAUUGCAUUCAGGGGACACCUUACCGUCGAGUCACCCACUACUGAAUGGUUUGCGCGAAAAGGAAUUCUCCUUCCACUACGGAACCGAUGUGAGGUACUGGUGUGGCGGUCUCUUGCGCGAAAAGUGUUCAUACACGGCGGCUUUCAUGGAGAUCCUCAAGGCCAGACUCAAAGAGGCCCGCCUCCGUUCUUGUACCUCACUAAAGUCGAAACUGCUGUGCGGUGGCUACAAUCUCAACAUCCCUCUUCAUCCCCUCUCCCAGCUGCGUCUCCAUUUCCCGGGAACACGAAGGCCUCUGCAAGCAAGAGCCAAUUUGGAUCGCAGAUUGUGUCGAUAAUAGCAGACCCCGACUUCGCCUCCUUGAACACUCAAGCCGUGAGCGGGACAGCACCAGACGCCACUGUGCUAGCGAAGUACGCCGAUUACCUGUGCCCUGAUGGCUUCUUUGACGCAACAGGCCAGUGGCAAUUAAACCCAACGAGGAGCCUAAUCGAUGGAACCCCCAAUACCGACUACAGCCAAUACGAACUUAAUCCAUACGCGGAGGACCCCGAAGGUGCCAUCAAUGAGCCUUCACCGCUUAUGCGUGAAAUAGAAUCGAUUUUUGCUUCUCUUCUUACCCAAGGUCUCAUGCGGGGGUACCUUACGCACCGAAAUCCUCGAUUUGCAAUUCCAGGCGCUCGGUUGCGAGGUGCCUUGCCUACAGGAUUCCCAAAUGUAUGGCAGACGAUAUAUGCGCGGGAAUCGGAGGAUAUGGGCGUACCGGGUUGGGUUAACCCCCCGCCCACCGUGGCUGCUCCUGUAGCGCUAGGAGGGGGAGGUCGGGUAGUCAAUCUUUCUGGUGCAAGACCAGUCGGGGUUCAAUAG
Aspergillus calidoustus is the source of this 1884-nucleotide messenger RNA. The record is from the annotation of a GenBank genome assembly. NCBI's taxonomy places the organism in Eukaryota, Fungi, Ascomycota, Eurotiomycetes, Eurotiales, Aspergillaceae.